CAUGCACUCAAUAUUGGUGAACCAGAAAUAUCUUGCUAUGCCUCCACUAUAUAAUGUGCUCACAGAACCCACGACCAAUCUGGCGUAUCCUGUUCCCCCACCCCUCAUCUUUUCUCCCACUUCAUCUAAUCGCACCGAACUUGAAAACCGCUGUAUUAUUUGAUGAACUCGCCGUCCGAAACCCAUGUCACCACCAUCUCUGUGGCUAAUCUUCACUGUAGCAGCUGUGUAAACACAAUCAAUGAAGUGCUCUUCUCUCUUUCUCCCCCUCCAACAAGGGUAGACGUAUCCAUCGUGCACCAGUCAGUGACAGUCGAGCAUGCUACUACAGCACCCACCCACACUAUACAUUGCAUGCUUGAGGAUGCUGGCUUUGAUGUAUCUCACCCAGAUGCCAGUUCCUCAGAGCACGUGCUUUCACGAGCAGCACGGGGGAUGAGCACCAUGCUUUCCGAAAAACGUCGAAAGCAUAUACAACAUUGUUCAUCAUGUCAGGAGGCAGCCGCCAUCUUACUCAAUGAUACCGUUUCACCACUCCUGCAGGGUAAUACUACCGGUCACCUAUAUUCUAACAGCGUCCCUCCAACGGGUUGCUACAAACUAGAGGACCCAGGAUGGAGCCUAAGCCCGUUGCACAAGGUAGGCAUCGAUGACGUGGCGCAUCUUGUCACUCUGUCCGUGGGUGGUAUGACGUGCUCUUCAUGCUCGGGCACCAUUACCGAAAUAGUUUCACAACUCCCUGGUAUCUCCAAAGUAGUCGUCAGCCUCCUGAAUAACUCUGCCGCAGUUAUUGUUGCUCGAAAGGAUCUAGUUGGCUCCGUGACCAAGACGAUUGAUGACUGCGGCUUCGAAGUCGACAUCAUCAAGGUCGAGCCCCUCAUCCCAUUGACAUCAACAAAUAACGCGACAACAACAGGUCCUAGGAAAUUAUCCCUUCGUGUCGACGGAAUGUACUGCCAACAUUGUCCAGCCAAAAUCAUGACCGCCUUAAACAAGCUCCAGCCCGACGUCACCGUUAUCAAACCAUUAUCAAACCAUUUGGAUUCCCUAAUUGAAGUCUCGUACAUACCAUCGCCCCCAGACUUCACCAUCCGCUCCAUCAUCUCCACCAUUGUGUCUGUGGAACCGACGUCGUACAGUGUAUCGAUCCAUCAUCCACCUACCCUCGAAGAACGCGCGCAUCGCAUGCAGCGACGCGAGAAACGAGUCUUGCUACAACACCUGUUUUUCACGUUCAUCAUUACGAUACCCACGUUCAUCAUCGGUGUCGUUUGCAUGAGCCUUCUUCCCGCUGGUCAUCACACGAAACUGUAUUUAAUGCAGCCGAUGUGGAAUGGAAACGCGUCCCGAAUCGAGUGGGCACUCUUCUUCCUCGCUACCCCAGUAUAUUUUUAUGGCGCUGGCGCAUUUCAUCGUCGGAGUAUCAAAGAGAUUAAAGCUUUGUGGAGGAGAGGGGGCACGACUCCCAUCAUUAAGCGCUUCACUAGAUUUGGGAGUAUGAACCUUCUGGUUUCUACAGGAGUAACCGUGGCUUAUUUUUCAUCGAUCGUGGUUCUAGUCCUUGCGGCAAUACAGCCACCUUCGAGCGAUGGUACAGGGCAAGAAACAACAUAUUUUGACUAUGUCGUGUUCCUGACUAUGUUUUUACUUGCUGGUCGCUACCUUGAGGCAUACAGUAAAGCAAGGACUGCAGACGCCAUUACUGCACUUGGGUCACUUCGCCCUGCCGGAGCUCUUGUCUUGUCUCCUCGCCCUGCUCCUGAUUCUACGGUCCCAAUGGUCGUUCCACGGAAUGACCCUGAAAAAUGCGACGUAGCAUGCGAUAACGGUAGCCUUGUUGCAUCUCCUGGGUUUAAAUUUGAGAAGGUACCUGUAGACCUCUUGGAGGUUGGCGAUGUAGUGCGUGUGCAAAAUGGUGCGACACCACCAUCAGACGGUACAAUCGUCUCCGGUGCGGAGACGUCCUUCGACGAAAGCUCUUUAACGGGCGAGGCUCGACUUAUUAAGAAGAACAUCGGGGAUAAGGUUCUUCUUGGAACAAUCAACAAGUCCAGGGCUGUAGAUGUUCGAGUUGACGCUGUUGGCGGUGUCACAUUGCUGGAUCAGAUUGUGCAGAUCGUCCGUGAAGGCCAAACUCGUAGGGCACCCAUUGAACGCGUUGCAGACCAUGUUACAGGCGUUUUUGUCCCGAUCAUCACUCUACUGGCGAUCGUCACAUGGUUGAUAUGGCUUGCCUUAGGUGUCAGCGGUGCCAUCCCUAGGAGCUACUUAGACAUAAGUGUAGGCGGAUGGGUCGUGUGGUCUCUCGAGUUUGCAAUCGCAGUAUUCGUCGUGGCAUGCCCUUGCGGCAUUGGCUUGGCAGCACCUACCGCUCUUCUUGUGGGAGCCGGCCUCGCAGCCAAACAUGGAAUCUUGGCUCGCGGAGGCGGCGAGGCUUUCCAAGAAAUGGCUCAACUUGACCUCGUCGUGUUCGAUAAGACCGGAACACUUACCGAAGGUGGCGAACCCCGAGUGUCUGAUGCCGAGAUCCUGUUGUCGUCGGUGCCUGAGAAGAUGCUUCUCGGAAUUGCCGCGGAGUUAGAAUCUGUGUCAUCUCACCCGCUCGCGAAUGCAAUCAGGCAGUAUGCGGGGAAGCAUGGCGCUACGUCUGUUGCUGGCAACGCGUUCGACGAGAUCGCUGGCAAAGGCGUCAAAGCAGAUUUUGAUGAAAUGCGUUGCAAGGCGAUGGUAGGAAACGAGGCCCUGAUGCGAGACCAUGAUGUACUGCUUUCUCCUGACGUCCUCCGAGUGCUCGAGAGGUGGAAAUCUGAGGCGAAGAGCAUCAUCCUCCUCGCGAUUAUGGUCGCAGAUCUGGACAAUCGAUUCGUUGUUGCAGCGAUAUUCGCUGUGUCGGAUCCCAUCAGGAAGGAAGCUACUGGUGUUAUACGGCAUUUGCAGGAGGAGGGCAUUGGGACAUGGAUAAUAUCAGGGGACAAUGAGACUACGGCUAAAGCAGUCGCGAAAUACGUGGGCAUUCCUGAAAUGAAUGUCAUCGCUGGAGUUUUGCCUCAACAAAAGGCGGAAAAAAUUGAGUGGCUGCAGCGUAAUGGUGGCAAACGUCCUUCUCCGCGAUGGCAACGUAUGUUGGGCAGGUCAACGUCAAAUGAGCGUUGUGUCGUCGCAAUGGUUGGUGAUGGUAUUAAUGAUGCACCUGCGCUGGCUGUCAGCGACAUAGGAAUAGCUAUCGGAUGUGGAAGCGACGUCGCAUUAUCUAGCGCUUCGUUCAUUCUCUUAUACUCUAACCUCAAAACUUUACUCACACUGAGCGACUUGUCGAGAAAAGUGUUUAACCGCGUCAAGGUUAACUUUAUGUGGGCAUUUAUGUAUAAUUUGAUCGCAGUCCCCAUCGCUGCUGGCGUCAUAUACCCUGUCGGACACGCGCGUUUAGCUCCUGUCUGGGCGUCAUUGGCUAUGGCAUUAUCGUAUGUAUCUCCUGACUAGGCAUGACCUAUACUGAUGUGUUAUCCUAGCUCUGUAUCUGUGAUUUGCUCCUCCCUCGCACUCAAGCUGUACAGAGAGCCCAAGAUACAGCUUUAGCAAAUCCAGUCCAAUCUUUUCUGCAGUCAACCCAUUUAUUCGUAUAUAUCUCGUUAUGUCUCAUUCUCCUCACUACCUACUACCUAGUAACUCAGUCUGCCAGAAAUCAACUUGUUCUGCGCUGAGAGAACCGAUAUUAUUUUCAUAAUGACAUGCUGGGAUGCUUGUGCGGCAGCAGUCCCCGAGCCUUCGGUUUGCAGAAUACCGACAUCACCAACAGUUUACAACUGAUCAGAAGUGUCAUCGGAUUCAGAUUAUUAUUCUAAUCGCAUAGCAGACGC
This is a messenger RNA of Suillus subaureus, 3857 nucleotides long. Its product is annotated as heavy metal translocatin. The transcript is spliced from 11 exons. Gene Ontology annotation, molecular function: P-type divalent copper transporter activity; copper ion binding; ATP binding. Bases 163 to 3480 code for a protein of 1105 amino acids. The record is from RefSeq and is a predicted model, not a curated record. Gene Ontology annotation, biological process: copper ion homeostasis; monoatomic cation transport. Lineage: Eukaryota; Fungi; Basidiomycota; Agaricomycetes; Boletales; Suillaceae. Gene Ontology annotation, cellular component: membrane.